AUGAAGCGAGAAAGGGAUAGCCCUGAAAAGAUUCCAAUUAUAAUUAAUAAAGAUCCAGAAUUCUUCGAAGUCUUUCUUCCUGAUCGUAUCUCACACCAACUGCGUGUACCUCCGGAUUUUGUCAAGAAUUUUGAUGGGAAAAUACCUGAAGCAGUUAUAGUUAAAGAUCUAUCGGGGAGAGUGUGGCAUGUAGAUAUAAAACAAGAGAAAAAUGGUGUUUUUUUCAAGAAUGGUUGGAACAAAAUUGUGAAUGAAAAGGGUUUAGAGUUUGGCCAAUUUUUGGUGUUUAGAUACACAAGAGUAUCGAAAUCGUUCACUGUUCGAAUCUUUGGCAAAGAUGCAUGUAAGGUUGAAGAACAAGAUUACACAAAACCGUUUAUUCGUGUGAAAGAUGAAUUCGAAUCGGAUCCAGUAGAUUUAAAGCCGGUUCCCAAAGUUAGAAGAAACUCCAGAAAAGCAUGUUAG
Erigeron canadensis is the source of this 465-nucleotide messenger RNA. Its product is annotated as putative B3 domain-containing protein At5g66980. The transcript is spliced from 2 exons. NCBI's taxonomy places the organism in Eukaryota, Viridiplantae, Streptophyta, Magnoliopsida, Asterales, Asteraceae. Bases 1 to 465 code for a protein of 154 amino acids. The record is from RefSeq and is a predicted model, not a curated record. Gene Ontology annotation, molecular function: DNA binding.